GAAGCGGAAUCUUUUAUAGAUGCUAAGAAGCUAAAGGCGAAAAGUUCGUCAGUUCCCCGUGCCCGUCUAUCGGACUUGGGCGGUGUCGAUGCCUGCAUUGAAGAGGUUCUUGAAUUGAUUGUAAUGCCCUUGGCCCAUCCAGAGAUUUAUUUGCACACGGGAGUACAACCGCCCAGAGGUAUUUUAUUGCAUGGUCCGUCCGGAUGUGGAAAGACAUUACUUGCUCAUGCUAUCGCAGGGGAGUUGGGUGUUCCUUUUGUAAAUAUCUCAGCCCCGUCUAUAGUGUCGGGGAUGUCAGGAGAAUCAGAAAAGAAAGUCAGAGAAGUAUUUGACGAGGCAAAGGUAACAGCUCGGCGACGCUUUAGUGGGAAAGUCUCAACGAAAACAAUGUUAACUUUACUUACUUGCAUGGACGAUUUAUCAUGGGACAAAACAGAUAACAAGCCUGUCUUAAUAAUCGGAGCAACGAAUCGUCCCGACUCUUUGGACCCUGCACUGCGCCGAGCUGGAAGAUUUGACAGGGAGAUAAGCAUGGGUGUGCCCGAUGAAGAAGCGAGAGAAAAAAUUUUGAGAGUCAUUGCAUCAAAACUAAGGCUUUCUGGUGACUUUGAUUUCAAGUCACUAGCAAGAAUGACGCCUGGUUAUGUCGGUGCUGAUUUAAAUGCACUAACUGCUGCUGCUGGCGUUAUUGCUGUCAAGCGAAUAUUUAAACAACUCGGCAAUGAUAUUACAUCUGCACAAAAGACAAAUGAUGAUACGGACGCGAUGAUAACAGAUGAGGGAGAUAUACCGACAUUACAACAACCGUCAACUCCAACCACUACUAUGUUAACAUUGCAUGCAGAACCUUCAGCACAAUCGAUCCCGUCAAUAUCUCUCGAAUUCGGCAAUCACUCUCCUACGGAACAACUUCGUUCUAUAUCCGCCUUUCUUCAAAGCCAUCCGGAACCUCUCACACCUGCAGAACUCGAACCGCUCUCUAUCACAAGUGACGAUUUUAUACAAGCUCUUUCCAAGGUUCAACCUUCAUCUAAACGUGAAGGCUUUGCAACCGUCCCUGACGUCUCAUGGAGUGAUAUUGGUGCCCUAAAGUUUGUUCGAGAGGAACUCCGAAUGGCCAUUGUCGAACCGAUUAAGCAUCCAGAGUUCUUCCAAAGAGUAGGAAUAACUGCACCAUCGGGUGUUUUGCUUUGGGGUCCACCAGGAUGUGGGAAGACAUUAUUGGCAAAGGCUGUUGCCAAUGAAAGUCAUACGAGUUUCAUUUCUGUCAAGGGUCCAGAGCUAUUAAAUAAGUAUGUAGGUGAAAGUGAGCGUGGAGUUCGACAAGUCUUUGCACGUGCACGAGCGUCUUCUCCGUGUGUAAUAUUCUUUGACGAACUAGAUGCAUUAUGUCCGCGCCGUGAUGACUCUAAGUCAGAGUCUUCUGCACGUGUCGUAAAUACACUACUCACCGAACUCGAUGGAUUAGAAAAUCGAAAACAAGUUUAUGUCAUAGCAGCAACUAAUAGACCGGAUAUCAUUGAUCCGGCAAUGAUGCGCCCAGGACGACUUGACAAAUUAUUAUACGUCGAACUACCGACUGCUCCCGAACGCCAAGAAAUCUUACGAACGCUGACAGCAAAAACUCCACUCGCUGCCGAUGUAGACUUCAAAAAGAUUGCAGAAGAUCAACGUAGUGAAGGCUUCAGUGGCGCUGAUUUAGCGUCCCUCGUUCGCGAAGCUGCGGUCGUUGCAUUGCGGGGGACGUUCUACGCAAACGAUUCUAUGACUUUGACAUCUCCCAAUGAAAUUUUUGUUACCGCAGAAAACUUCGAAGCUGCCUUUGCAAAGGUCGCUCCGAGUGUUUCCAAGCAAGACAAGAAAAAAUAUGACAUUUUAAGAGUUAAAUUUGGAUGUGCUACAGAAAACAAAGUUGCUGGAAGAGAUAGUCCCACAUAG
This is a messenger RNA of Paraglomus occultum, 1938 nucleotides long. Lineage: Eukaryota; Fungi; Glomeromycota; Glomeromycetes; Paraglomerales; Paraglomeraceae. The record is from the annotation of a GenBank genome assembly.